Molecule: messenger RNA, 2162 nt
Organism: Pseudocercospora fijiensis CIRAD86
Lineage: Eukaryota; Fungi; Ascomycota; Dothideomycetes; Mycosphaerellales; Mycosphaerellaceae
Exons: 2
Coding region: 1-2067 (688 amino acids)
Source: RefSeq, a predicted model, not a curated record
AUGCCUGGGGAUCGCCUUCUUGGAACUCUUCUUAGGCACCUCCAGACUUACACAGACGAGCAAGACACGCCCAGGAUAUUUGGAACUGCUUCAUCACUUUUGACGACUCUCAACAAUUCUCUGAAUGUCACCCUCCUUACGAGUCAGUUGUUAUCAGCCCCGGCGAUAUGGGCAUGCCCGGAAGGAUUACGAACAUGCAUGCGAACCAUCAGCGUCUUUCAUGCUGCAGCGCAGGCACUGGUCAAGCAUGAAAAUGCUGUGAAAGAUCGGGUGCCUGACCAGGAAUUCUCAAAGCUUCAACACGAGCGGACUCUUGCGAAGGACGAAUGGAUUGAGGCUACCAUCAAAGGUGCUGAUGACCAUUCGCCACGAUGGCGGCACCUUCUGAGCAUGGCUGGCCUGCUGCUUGGAUUUGGACCUAUCGAGGAUGAGAACUUGUCGCUCAGUAUGAGACAGAAACUCGAAAGUGCCCUGGUCACGGCUGCCAAUCUUGCUCUGGAGGAAACUCUGGAAGACGAUCAGCUAGGCAAUGGCGCGAUCACCCUUGUGCUCAACCAUUGUUUCCCUAUACUCUCGGACCACGAACGAGCUGCCCUGGAUUUUGACCAGUUACUGCCAUGUCUAAUGCGAACAACCUUUCACUCAGGUGAAGGCCUUCAGUCAGGCUACUUUCUUGGAGCCUUGGAUCGUGACAUUCUGACCGCGAGCGACGGCAAGUUAAGAUGGGUGCAGCGAACGACUUCCUUCCAGCACAUACAACAGAUGAAUCAAAGCCCACUAGUAGGCUCUCUAGGUCCUCUUUCACGGUUGAUCGGCCACACUGUGGAAAAUCUUACUCAAAGCUGGCUUGUGCUGUCCGCUCUUGACGACCUGGAGGACUUUUCGAAAACGCUCUUGACGCAAUGGAGGCAAAACCGGCUCUCCGCUAUUGACUACACCGAGCAAGAGGCGUAUCUCGCUGAUGAGACUAUCAAAAUAACCACCCCUGUGCUAUGGAAAGUUCUUCAGUCCACGCUCUUUGCCAGUGUCAUUAUCUUGAGGAGUGCGCUUGGAAGGCUACUUGGAGACUCUAUUCUCGCAAGUGAUAAGAAUGCACCAAAGAUGGCCGAGCAAUCCCUGCAAAUCCUGCGCAGCCUCUAUUUCAUUACGACAAGACAAGGCUCUGCAACGUUCUCACAGUACAACUUUGUGUACUAUACGGCCAUGGAUGUCUUAGGUUCAUAUCCCUUGGAGGUCGAGCGCGUACUGCAUUCUAUGCAGCCGACGUCUGUUGGCACAGUGGCUUCGCAUCCCUUGGAUCGCACUCUGGAUCUGUUCUUCCUCAACACAGCCGAGCAUUUUACGCUGACUGUGCCGCCUAAUGUGACAGUCAACCUGUUGGUGCCGACUGUCACUGCUUACCUUGCUGCAGGCGGCAAGGGUUCUCUGUUUUCCAUCUUCGAAGCAGCACAUAGUGUUACGCUGGCCAUAUUCUCGGCACCCCAAAACGAAGAAGCUACUGUGGCCAAUCUCCCCUUCUAUGUGGACUCGCUGUUCAGAGUCUUCCCGCGAAAUCUAUCGACACGACAAUUCCGCCUGGCUUUCAAGACUCUGCUAAAGCUGACUUCUCCCCCAUCGUCACUAGCUGUGACCCAGCCGAUGAUGCCAGCUGUUCUGCUAGAUCUGCUUCACGAAAGAGCAGCGCACGCCGAGACAACUCCAAUCCCCAUACUACCUGGCUCCCCCGAAAGCGCAGUCGAGUCACCGGUUCCUCUGUCGGAGCAGGCAGUUCUGACGCUCACCGUCAUUGAUGGAUUAACACAAGUACCCCUGGAUGUCUUGGAUGAGUGGCUUCCAAUAACUGCAGACAUGAUUCACGAUGUGCAAGACCACAACAUGAGGGAGCAUUGCAAGGAACACUUUUGGCAUAUUCUUGUGAGCAGUGGAGAGCUAGAUCCUGAGAGAAGUCGUGUCUGUCAUGCUUGGUGGAGCACGAGCGGAGGCAAAGAAUGGGUGUUGCGUGGGAGAGAUCAUGCAGCGCUGAUGUCGGGCGGAUUGGAUGGCGAUAUAGCAGAGAGCAAGUUGUAACGAAGACGGUGUGCAUGUACCUAAUACGAUACCCGUUCCGUUCGGUAAAUAUUGAGUUUGAGUUUGAACCAGGACCAGGCAACCCAGGUUGAAGC